Messenger RNA from Mizuhopecten yessoensis (Yesso scallop), 1234 nucleotides. RefSeq lists its product as uncharacterized. The transcript has 3 exons. The record is from RefSeq and is a predicted model, not a curated record. NCBI's taxonomy places the organism in Eukaryota, Metazoa, Mollusca, Bivalvia, Pectinida, Pectinidae. Bases 83 to 604 code for a protein of 173 amino acids.
GAACUUUGUUAUUUAUUCAAAUAUAUCGGCCUCCAGUCACUCAGUUGUGGACAACAGCCCUACAAACAAAGUUUUAUACGCCAUGGGUUUCUCUGAUUCGUCCAUAUUGUUGAAGAUAGCCCUUGUUAUAUUGGGUCUUGCGUCAAUAUUGCAAAUAGUAGGAUUAGCGACUCCAAACUGGAGUUCCGCCCUUACUCCCGCUGGUGAUGCGAGCAUAUCAUCGUCAUUCGGACUGUGGAAGUUUUGUUUUUCAGCACUCGGAAAAAGUGAUUGUGAUAGCUACCCAGAUGCGGAAGAUUGGUUGAAAAUAUGUCGGGCAUUUGCAGUCAUUGGCGUUUUGGCUGUCAUUGGUGCGACUGUCCUGGAAGUAUUAUGCACGUUAGCUCUUUCGAAGGCCACGCAUAAGAUCGUCUUCAUUCUUGCAACAUUGGCAGCGUUCGUUGGAGCUGCAAGUAUCAUCCUAGCCGCCAUCAUUUGGGGUGCAAAGACAUCCGAUUUGGGAACCGGAAUAACACUUGAUUGGUCGUUCGCCCUUUCUAUCCUUGCUGGUGUUCUGGCCGGAAUAGGUGGACUGUUGGUCGCACUUGACAUUUGUAAGGGCUAACUCUGAACCUGGCUGUUUAUCCAUAACAUCACUUUUGGAAAAAGCUUUUUGGGAAAUGUUCUUUUGUCACAAUGACAGACUACGAUGCGGUUUUAGCAGGAUUUUUAUAUUUACAUCGUCUUCAACAUGGCUAGCACAAUUCUACUUCACCAGUUAUGUGUGUUAUGCGUACUUAGAACCUAAUGAGUAUUACGUGUUGCGUUCUAUUGACUUUAUAUUAACGUAGGGAAAACCGUUGCACAUUUAAUAUACCAGAACAAUUGUUAAAGUCACUUGCAUUUAAAAUGAAAAUAAAAAGCUUUGAUAUUUUAUGAUUUUUAGAGCAGAAUCUCUCUGAUCAUCAUCGCUUUUAACAUUGAUCAAAUCGCAAUUUCUUGCGACUUUAUACAAUAGUUUAGGCCAUACUUCGAACAAUGUAAAACACAAAUUAUACGAAUCACUUUUUUGAUAGAAUAAAAUUAUAUACGGUAUGGCGUGUAAAAAAUGAAAUAUGUGAUUGUUGUUGCUACAUAAAAUAUGUUAUUGAUUUACAAUGCAGCAUCGUAUGUCUAUAAUUAUAUUUGAUACUGUCUUAUUGUUACAAAUAUUCACUUAAUGCAUCAUUUGUUCAAUAAAAUGUUACAAAUCCUA